UGGGGUGGAGGGGGGAGAGAGAAAUGAAACACGCUGCGGGUCCAGAAGCAGCAGACGAGCCGGGCCGACCGGUCCCUUUCCUCCUCCUGCUCCUCCUCCUCUUCUCGCAGCGGGACGCCGCGCGCCGUCCGGGCUCACGUCGCUCCUCCGCGCGCCGCCGUCGGCUCACCGGCUCGCGGCUGAGUGAGAGAGAAAGUCCGCACCGGAUUUGAACCCGCGCACUCGACCGUCCGCGGAUGAAGUGACAACACGGGUUCUCUGCCUCUCCUCGCGCAUUUGGGAUUAUUCGUUUGGAACGCGCAGACAUGAUGAUGUUAUUCGCCAUCAGCGUGGCCUUGUUGUCAAAUGCAGGUCUGUCGGUGGAGGUGUUUCGCGCCGGCGUGGGUCCUCGCUGCGAGAGCCGGGCCUGCAACCCCCGCAUGGGCAACCUGGCCCUGGGUCGCCGGGUCCUGACGCAGACCGUCUGCGGCAACAACGCCACCGAGCUCUACUGCUCCUACUCCGACCCCGACGCCAACCUGGCCUGCCACGCCGCCAGGUGCGCCAAGUGCAACGCCGGCCUGCCCCUGCUGUCCCACCUGGCCGGCGCCAUGUCGGACUCCUCCUUCCGUCACCCCAACACCUGGUGGCAGUCGGCCGAGGGGGUCGAGUCGGAGACGGUGCAGCUGGACCUGGAGGCGGAGUUCUACUUCACCCACCUCAUCGUGGUGUUUCGCUCGCCGAGGCCGGCCGCCAUGACCCUGGAGCGCUCGCAGGACUUCGGCCGGUCGUGGCGGAUGCUGCAGUACUACGCCGGCAACUGCAGCGCCGCCUUCGGGAUGGAGGAGGGGGGGAAGGCGGGCCGCGACGGGGCCGCCUGCACCGCCAAGUACUCCGGGGCUUAUCCCUGCGACCGCGGCGAGGUGAUCUACCGCGCUCUCCCCAAGUGGGAGUCCCUGGAUCCGUUCGGGGUGGAGGGCCAGCAGCAGCUGAGGGUGACCAACGUCCGGAUCAGGUUGCUGAAGCGGCAGCCGUGUCCCUGCCAGGCCAAAGACCUCGCCGCCGCGGGCGAGGCUCCGCCCACCCGCCACUUCGCCAUCUACGACCUGAUCGUGAAGGGGAGCUGCUUCUGUAACGGGCACGCCGAGCAGUGCGUGACCGCCCCGGGCUACCAGCCCGUCAGGGACCGCACCAACCACGUGGUAAGGCAGCAGCAUGGGGUCAGCUGUGUGUGCAGACACAACACUGCAGGUGAUCACUGCGAGCGCUGCACGCCGCUCUACAACGACCGGCCCUGGCAGCCCGCCGACGGACUGACGGGCGCGCCGCACGAAUGUUCCAAGUGCGAGUGCAGCCAGCACGCCGAGAGCUGCCGCUUCGACUGGACGGCGUGGCGCGAGUCCGGCCAGCGCAGCGGAGGCGUCUGCGACUGCCUGCACAACACCGAGGGCCGGCGGUGUGACGCGUGCAAAGCCGGCUUCUACAGGGACCGCCGGAGGCCGCGCACGGCCGCCGACUCCUGCAGACCAUGCAGCUGUCACCCCCUGGGCUCCACGCCCUUCCACCCGGCCGGCGGCUCACUCUGCGACCCCUCCAACGGAAACUGCAUCUGCAAACCCGGAGUGGACGGCGUCCGCUGCGAGAGGUGCAUGGUGGGAUACUGGGGCUUCCACCAGUACGGCUGCCGUCCCUGCGACUGCGCCGGAGACUGCGACCCGUUCACCGGAGACUGCGUGUACGGCUCCGACCUGGACAACUUCGACAGGAACUCCAGCGAUUCGGGGUGGAUCUUCAGAGCGGACGAACUCUUCUCUGCCCGCCUCCCAGAGAAGUGCGUGUGCAAAGAGCAAGCCCUGACCAACAGUAAACUCUUCUGCACCAUGAGUUACGCGUACGUCCUGAAGGUGAAAGUGCUGUCGGCCCACGACAAGGGCUCCCACGCCGAGGUGGAGGCCGAGGUUCAGAAGGUGCUGAGUCAGAGCACCAAGUUGAAGAUACGGCGAGGGCCGGUCACCCUUUACCCCGAGUCCUGGACCGCGCGGGGGUGCACCUGCCCGAUCCUCAACCCAGGGCUGGAGUACCUCAUGGCGGGCCACUCGGACCGUAAGCAGGGCCGCCUCCUGGUCAACAUGAAGAGCUUCGUCAAGCCUUGGACGGCAAGCUUGGGGCGCAAAGUCCUCGCGCUCCUCAAGAAAGACUGCAACUGGUAGGCGGGACGGGUCGAGAAACGCACCCCUCCCCCUCCCCUCCCCUCCCCCGGCAGGACGGACGGGACCGCGAACGCCUCUGACUUUCAUUCCCCUCCAGAUGUGGAGGGCCGAAUCGCACUGGUCUGGGAGCUGGUUGCUUCGGGGGUUUUGGGAAGGCUGAAACCGAGGUGAACGAAAGGCCCUUUUACUCCUCCGCUGCGGUCCGGCGGGAGCCGGCGGCGGACUCCGCCCACCCCGAAAGCACGCGGGACCUUCAUUCUAUUAAGUCGCUUCACGUCUCGCACAGUAGGGUUUCUUCUUCUGCCGCCGCCGCCGCUCAAGGAGGCUGAGGAAUUCAGCGCUUGGGGCCGAGUGCUUUCUGCUCCAUCUGGACGCCGUCGACGUGCGUUAAAGACUGAAUCUCUUCCUCUCUGCAGCACUUUAGCCGAAGAUGGACUGAGGACACGCAGACACACAAGAUUUAACACACACGCACACUAAAUGCACAACCAUUCCCGAUCACACGGGACACUUUUCCACACAGCUGUGUGUGUGUGUGCGUGUGUGUUGACGCUGAACAAGCCAUACAAGCCACUACAGGUGGUUAAAUCUUAAACCAGUCCAGGUGCGCCUGUGUUGAAACGGGAGUGAAUGGAUUUUACAACCGUGGUGUGAAUGCCUUUGCCCGUUUUGGGAAACGUGUGCGUUUGUGUGUGAAUGCAGAGGUUUACUACGAGCACAGUCCAGAUCAAGUCCAGCUCUUUGCCGUAGGUUUGUGUAGACUUUCAAAACGCUGCCAGUCCAAUGUUCAUGAUGCAGCGCUGGGUUUGUGUUUGAUUCAUCUCCUAUUACACCCUCCGGAAAAUCCUUUGUUAUUGCUUCCUUUUGGCUCUUGUACAGUAUUAUUUGUAUAUAUCUAUAUAAAUAUUAUGUUCAUCUUUUUGCCGCUUUGUUUAAUUGUUUUUGUACAUGGUAACAUUAAAGGAUGAUUCCAACCGUG
Gasterosteus aculeatus aculeatus (three-spined stickleback) is the source of this 3168-nucleotide messenger RNA. NCBI's taxonomy places the organism in Eukaryota, Metazoa, Chordata, Actinopteri, Perciformes, Gasterosteidae. The record is from RefSeq and is a predicted model, not a curated record.